This is a messenger RNA of Chinchilla lanigera (long-tailed chinchilla), 8352 nucleotides long. RefSeq names its product B double prime 1, subunit of RNA polymerase III transcription initiation factor IIIB (gene Bdp1). The coding region runs from base 240 to 7499 and encodes 2419 amino acids. The record is from RefSeq and is a predicted model, not a curated record. Gene Ontology annotation, molecular function: TFIIIC-class transcription factor complex binding. Gene Ontology annotation, cellular component: transcription factor TFIIIB complex. NCBI's taxonomy places the organism in Eukaryota, Metazoa, Chordata, Mammalia, Rodentia, Chinchillidae. Gene Ontology annotation, biological process: RNA polymerase III preinitiation complex assembly. The transcript has 39 exons.
GGGCGGGGGAGCCCGGAGCCGGGAGAAACUUAGCUACUAGUGUGGCAGGGUCAUGAAGAAGAGGCGGCGGCGGGAGCGAGGAGGCGGUGGUGGGGGCACGAAACUGCGGUAGCUGUCCGCAGGGCUGGUGGGGUGGCCUUGUGGGGAGGGCGUAGGCCCCAGCCCUCUCUCGGGCAGCGGCCGGGCCUCGGGGCUGAGCGCGGCCGUGGAGCCGCCUCCCCGGGACCCCUGGCUCCGCCAUGUUCCGCAGGGCGCGCCUUAGCGUGAAGCCGAAUGUCAGGCCCGGUGGUGGCGCCCGGGGCUCCGCUGCUGCCAAGCCGCAGCGUGGCCAGGAGGCCGCCAGGCCACCGGAACCUGCCGCGGAGCCCGCUCCGAAGCCAGUGGAGCCCGCAGAUGUGCCCGCCGCGGAUUUCGGGGGAGCGGAACCCCAGGAAAAGGCUCCCACGAGCAGUAGUGCUGAAAAGAUUGGUGGUGAAAAUAAUGUUGAAGAAUCCUGUACAUCAUCCUCUUCUGUUUCCCAGCAGAGAAGGCGACUAUCAAGUACUUCCAGCCUGGCUAAACCUAGUGUCAGUGUUCCUCCACAGUCUCCUCCCUCAUCUACAGUUAAUCAGGGUGUUCCACAGCCAAAACCCGUUCCAACAAAAGAGAAACAGCCAUGCUCAGACAGAUACCGAAUAUACAAAGCCCAGAAAUUACGGGAAAUGUUAAAAGAAGAAUUGAGAAAAGAGAAGAAACAGUGGAAAAACAAAUAUGCCAUAAAUGAAAGCCAGAUGCCUCCUGAUCGUUCAAAAAUGACCAUGAGAGACUUCAUAUAUUACCUACCAGAUAGCAAUCCAAUGUCUUCUUCACUGGAACAAGAAAAGAAAACUGAAAAAUUAUUGGCUCCAGUCCAGACAAGAGACAGGCACGAAAGUCAGAGUGCUCUUGAUGCGGAAGACAAUGAAGCAGUGGAAGAGGAGACGGAUGAUGGGCCGUUGCUGGUUCCGAGAGUGAAAGUGGCCGAGGAUGGUUCCAUUAUUUUGGAUGAGGAGAGUUUAACUGUAGAAGUUUUAAGGACAAAAGGCCCCUGUGUUGUCGAGGAAAAUGACCCUAUAUUUGAGUGUGGUUCUACAACUACGUAUUCCAGCUUUAGGAAAAACUAUUACUCUAAACCAUGGUCAAAUAAAGAAACAGAUAUGUUCUUUCUAGCCAUCAGCAUGGUAGGAACUGACUUUUCCAUGAUUGGACAACUUUUUCCUCAUAGAGCAAGGAUAGAGAUUAAGAAUAAAUUUAAACGUGAAGAAAAAACAAAUGGGUGGAGAAUAGACAAAGCGUUCCAAGAGAAACGCCCUUUUGACUUCGAUUUUUUUGCUCAUUUGCUCCAGAAAGUUCUUGCGGAAGAAGAGAAAAGAAAACAAAAAUCAGCUAAAAAUCAAGGUGUAAAGAAGAAAUCGUCCAAACCACGAAAAAAUGUAAAAGUGAAAAAAGUUACGAGUGAAGUUGUGGAUGAUGAUCCAGAUGAAUGUGUUAGUACGAAAAUUUCAGACACGGAAGCAUCUCAAAGGGAUGCUCAGGUAGUUGCAGAAGAGGACUCUCUGACUUCAUCAGGGCAGGGUGUAGAAGCUGUAUCAGAACAAGACCAAAGUCAAAAGAAAAGAAGAAGGAAGAAGAACCAAGAUGGAGCAAAUGAGCAGGAAGCACAAAGUCUUUCAGGAAAUGCUACUAUUCAGGCAGGUUCUUCUGAAGGAGGAAAGCAGAAGAAUGAAUGUCAGUCUUUAAGGCCUGAGGCGAAUGAAAGUGAGUACAGUAAGGAGCACACGCUGUCUUGCACACAGAACCUGGAUGACAGUGUGGACGUAGUCUCCAGUGAAAGAGUUGAGGAGAGAAAUGACCCCAUCCUUUCUGCAAGUCAUCCACAGGGCAGCACGCCAGCAACAGCCGAGUCCUGUGAAUCCAGCCCUUCGGCCCUGUCUCUGUCAGAAGUUGGGAUCACAGCACUGUGUGAGGCGAGUCCCGCCGAGCAGACUUGUACAAAAGAAAGAAAUGUUGACCAAAAGAGUAAAUCCCUGGAAGCUGAUAAAGCAGAAAAUGUUAAACUGGUGUUGAGAGGUCGACUCCAGAGACCUAAACCCAAUCUGUCAAGGGCGGUUGGGAAGAAGCCAGUUCCUUCACAAGGCAAAACAGACGCAGAGAAUGAGAGUUCACAUUCAGAAACCUCCGCUGAAAAGAAUCACAUGGAAAAGGAUAAAAUGAAUACAUUUGACAGUGGUGGAGUGGAAAAUACAGAAAAAGAGAACCCAAAAGCUGAAACUAUGUCUAAUGUAAGUGGAAAAACUUGUCUCCUGGGUGAUAAUCAGCCGAAGGCUCCCAGACCUGCACGAUUGCUGAGGGGCCGAUUACAAAGACCAAAGCCAAAUGUAGGGAAAGCUGCAGAGGGAAAAGGAACAGUCACAUGCCAAGAAGAAGGUGGAGCCAGUGGGGAGGAGAAUCCCAGUGAAUCACCUGUUAACAAAGAUAUACCUCAGUGGAUGGAAGAUCAGUCACGUAAAACUUCAGAGUGUGAAGACCUCCUAAAACAACCUGAGACGAAACACACUUCUUUUCACAAUGUGCAGCCACAGGAGCACAGGGCACUUAAUGAGUGUCUAAGCAUUCAAGAGGAUAAUCGAGCAAAUGUACUCAAACAGGUCCCAGUUGUAAGAACUCGUUUUCAGAAACCAAAGCCAAAUAUAGUGAGAGGAAUUGGAAGAAAAGAUAUUCCUUCAAAGGAAGAGGUACCAGAGGAGAGUCUUGUCUUUGGGGAAGGGACAGCAGGGAUGAGAGAACUUGUGAGACCAGACACCUCACCAGGGGAGAGCAUUCCAGUGGUCACCACUGCUACUUCUAAGGAAAUGCAGUCAGAUUUAAGAGAAACUGGAAAAGGAGACAUCUCUCCCAGUGAGAACAUACAAGAGGGGACUGAUGUCACUGUGGACGUGGGGACAGGGUUGAAAGCAGCUGGGAUGAAGAGUCCCCCAAGAGAGAAAACACCAGAAUUGACUGAUCCCACUGGGGAAAUAGAGACAAAUUUGGAGGAAAGCAGAAGAAAAAUAUUCCCACAGGAACAUGACCCAGAGGAGAUCAAGACUAUAGGUGCAAUAGAAACAAGACUGCAAAAAACUGGAAGAGAGAUCGCGGCAGGGGAGAGGAGGCCAGAGAUGACUGAUGUUGCUGAGGAAAGACAGAUGAAUUUGGAAGAACCUGGAAGAAGAGAAAUACCUGUGACAGGAAAGGUCCCAGAGGAGGUCAGAACUAUAGGUGAAAUGGAAACAGAUUUGAAAGACCUUGAAGAAGUUUCCCAAGGGGAGAAGGUACUAACAGAGGUCAGUACUCUAGGGGAACGGGAGAUGGAUUUGAAAGAAACUGGACAAGGAGACAUUUCCACGAUGGAGACAACUUUAAGAAAGAUGACCGUCACUGAGGAAACAGAGGCAGAUAUGAAAGAAACUGAAAGAGAAAUUUCUUUGAGGAAGAAAGGCGCUGAGGAGAUUGGUGGUGUUGAGGAAAUGGUGGCAGAUUUGGAAAAAACUGGAAACACGGACAUUUCUCCAAGAGAAAACAAACUGGAGGAGCCUGCUACCUCAGGACAGACCGAGACAGAUACGCUGCAGAAGAGGAGUGCUGACCGCAGCACUGAGCCUUCCCCGGACGUGAGACACAUUGCCAGUGAAGUACAGCCAGUGGUGCACACAUCUACAGAAGGAAGUAUUUCUGAAAAGGAACGGUCAGAUCACUUAUGUUGUUUGAAGAUUGUUUCACAGACUUCUGAAUUUGGUAAAACAGACGACCAGGGGAUACAACCUCCAGAUGUUCCCGAGCACUUUUUAGAUACUAAUUUAAGCAAAUCUCUUCCUCAAGAACAGAAGCCACUUGAAGUGAAACCAGCACCUUUUGUGAGAAGUCGAUUCAAAAAACCAAAGCCAAACUUAGCAAGAGCAGCUUCAAAGAAAGAGACUACAGACACAGAGAAAUAUGUGCCUGAGAAGAAGCUGGAAACAAAUCAGAUGGAAACCAUUGCGAUUCAGGAGGACAGUGAACAAGCUAAUCCUUUCCCUUCUCGACCUGAUGCGACUUCCCUAAUGACAUCAAGAGAAAAAGAUAAACCAGGUGGUGAGAAGGAGGCAGCUGUGCUGUUACAAUGUAUACAGACUGAGAGGGACAGCACCCCAGCAUGUGCUUGUGAGCUCACAGAGGGUUCUCAGUCGGGGCAGACCCAGGAAAAUGACUCAGCCGCUCCCAUGGGGAUUCAAAAGAUAAACACUUCCCAACAAGAAAUGAAGGAAAGUAUUACUCAAAUGGUUCUACCAACGAGGGCCCGACUUCAGAGGCCCAGACCAAAUGUAAGAAAUGCUAGACAUAGGCAAGUAGUAGAAAGAAGUGAAGCCAAAGGAAUGAUGAAAGAUGAAGCAACAGUGCUACAAAAAGAUGAAACUAACAAGAAAUCGCUGACAGUGUCAAAUUCUCAAAUUGAAACUGAAAUUGAAGUUGUAUCCUCCAAAGUUUCUGAAUGCAGUAUGGAUGAAAAUCGAAGCCGUGAGGUUCCUGCAGAAAACCUGAAUGUGAACCAAAGAAAUAUCUCAGAUGAAAAGAUGAAACAUGAAAAUAAGCCAUGUGUUCCUAGUCCAGCACAGCUGAUAAGAAGGAAAUUCCAAAAGACUAAGCCAAUUUUGGGACGGGCGCGCAGUAGAAAAGUAGAAGAAGCAGGUAUAGACAAAGGCCCAGUGGAUCAGUGUGGAGCAAGUAAACCAGAAGAUAAUUCGCUGCAUCAAGUGAAUCCUGACACCCAGCUCCAUCUAAAAGGAGAAGCUGAAAUUGUGACAUCUCCGGAGGUUUCAGUAAGAAAAGAUGGUAAAGGUUCUGAAGAGCCUGUUUUGGCCAGAAGAGAUGCUCAAUUAGAAACAGUGGGACCAUCGGAAAGUUUUAGAGAGGAAACUGUGGAAGAUAACUCUGUGUCUUCAAUUGUUGAAGAGCAGCAUUUCAGUAAACUAACAAGUGGUCCACAACUGCUGAAAGAAUCACAUUACUGUAGAACUGCUCUGGAUGGAAGAGCAGCGAUCUCUUCUGCCUCUGGGAGUGAGACAGAUCAGAGUGAAAGGAGAACGCAGAGGAAAACCAAAGCCAGUGUCCCCAGAGGGCGUGGAACCAAGCGAGCUCGGGCUAAGACCUCUAAGAGGGAGCCGAGGGCCCCCAAAGCCGUGCUGGUGACUCUUCGGGCUUCCCAGGAGGAAGAUGACGCCGACGCUCAGGACUUUGAGUCUGACUAUGAGGAAGAGAGCUACCACCUUGCCCCAGAGGAAGUAAACAAAGCACCAGUGUUUGUCCCUUUUGGACUCAGAUCCCCUGAGCCAGUUUCUGCUCAGAUCGAGGAAACAAUGGAAGAGCUGGAAAUAACCGUGAACGUUGCUGAUGUCGGAUGUGUCACUGUUGUUGAACAUCAGCCCUCAAACGCAGAUACGACUGUUGAGAAACCAGAGCAAGAAUAUCAUUUGAAUGUGCCAGUUGAAAUGACCACAGGUGAACAGACCCAGGACGAAGCAGGUCCCAGCGAUGGGAGCACGGAAGCGGCCAUAACCUUACUCACCAUGGGAGACCUGGUACUGCAGUCGGGGAUGAGCGCGGAGCAGGCUGAUGGAGUAUGUGUAUUUUCUGAUGUUCAUUCAAAGGAUAAAAGGCACGUUCCUUUCAGCCCAGAUAGUGUCAGUCACAAAGUUGUUCCUGAGUGUCAGGAGCUCUCUUCACCUGUCAUUGACACGUCCUCUGCAUCUGAAGAAAACAAGGGUGUGUCCGGGGGACAGGACUGUAGAGAAGAAGCUGGCUUAAAGGGGAAGGCAGUGGAGAACACAUCAACCAGGAGUAUAGCUUCUGAAGUGGAUAGUAACUUGCAAGUGAGAAGUACACUCACCAGGCCUGAGCCAAAUCUGGAGGUGUUAGUGACCAGCAGGACUGAUGCUUAUCAGGAAGUUUCCACUGCAUCUGAAGGAGAAGAAGUAGAAAAUCAAAAAGAAACUGAGGACAGUGCUUCCAUAGCAGCAGAAGUGGAAGAUAAAAACUCUGGGCCAGUCACAACAGCAGAGAGUCAGGAGCAGAACCAGUUGGCAUGUGUGCAGGAUAUCAGAGGGACCAGUAUUUCACAAGAAGCAAACCCAAGCAAAAGAAGUGAGGAUCAAGAAGAGAGCUCUCAAGAGGUUCAGACGUUGCCAGUUGCUCCCGUUGUCUCCUCUGAGGCAGGGCCCCCCCCACUUGUUUCCAGUGGGGAUCUCGGUGAGAAUUCUGUUGAAGAGCCCCUGAUAGAGGACACUAAAGGAUACAGCAGGCCCACACUUCGUGCGCCAGAGUGUACACCAGCUGGUGUUCUGGAAGUGCAGCAGGAGAAUUUAACCAACACUCAAGACCUAACAGCGAAUCUGUUUGCAAAUGUGCAUCAGGAUGGAGAGGAUGAGCAAGCGUUCAUUCUGACCCUGGUGGAGAUCCCAGCCGGUGCCGCGGAAGAGUUCCCUGAUGCUGCCGCACAGUUAGCGCCGAACCCCAUGCUGCCUGCGCCCAUCCUGGUCAAAUCUGGCAAUCCUGAAGAGAGGGGUGACACUAGUAUGACCUUACCAAUAACUUCAUUUGGUGAAGAUGCUGUGUGUUUAUCUAAUUCUGAACGAGAUGAUUCUGAAAAGCCUCCUGCUAAUUUGGAUCUUACAUCGAGGAAGAGAUCACACUGCAGGCUUGGUGAAAGCGACCAAGCUCCUCCUGCCAAAAAAAGUUCACUUGCUGUAGGAAAUGAUCUGCUGCAGUGCUCCUCUGAGGUGUGUUCAAAGGAAUUAAAAGUUUUUGACGAAUCAGGGGAAUCUUACAAAGAACAAGGUAUUUCCACCAUCUCAAAAAGCACACAUGCAACUCCAGAACCUCAAAAAGAACAACUUGAACUAGCUUUUCAGAAUAUAGAAUCUAGAUCUCUUGAUGAAAUCAUGGAUACAUGUAUAGAAAAGAAUAUGCCUCAGUUGUCUCAGGAUGACAUAGUUAUGUGUGAUAAAGAAGAAAGAACUGAUGCUGCUUCUAAGCCUGAACAGAGGGGAGGCAGAACAUCGUCUUCAAAAGCUCCGCUGUCCAGGCCUGGCAGAAGACCACUGGGAUUUUUAGCUUUAAUAUGUUCAAAGAAUAAUUUGGAGUCCGAUGAACCUACUCAUGUCCGUAGUAAAAAACGCUUAAAACCUCUUCUACCUGUAUCAAGGCGGAAUUUGAAACGAUCUAAACCACCUGGUGAAACCCAGAAAAAAAAUCAGGAGUCCUCUGAUGUGCUUCCACCUCCAAGUGAGGUCCCCAGUGCUCAAGCUGAGGCUCCUGGCAGCUCAGCAACUCAGGCUUCCCGUGAUCGGCCGUCACUGACAGAAGAACGUAGAAGUGGCCAAAAGCAGGCACCUGAAACAGAGGAGCCAACCACAGUGUCGGAAUAUUUCUUCGGGGAUAUCUUCAUCGAAGUGGAGGAGGCAGAAUAAAGCCUGUGCGGUUUUUUCUUUUCUUUUUUUCCCCUUUAAAUCUAGGAUUUCCAGAGCCAGUUGCAGCAACCAAGCAGUAUUUAGAAAAAAGCAUCACUGUUUACUUUUCUUUAGGUCAGUUUUGAAUAUUUAAUGAACUCGAGUUGAAACGUUCAUCAUCAGUGGAAGCACUGCCGAGUUCUCUCAUUCUGGCUGAUGGGGCGUUUCGGAAACACCGAGCAGCGGUGGCUGCGCUGCGUCGGCGCGGGGACUCUGUUCUGUCUCCACUCUGCCGCCCGGAGCCGCGCGCCUGCCUGACCCUGCGGGACAAGUGUGGGGAAGCGGUCGGAGAAGCCGCGGCACCAUCUUACUGGGAGUUGAUUGUAUUGACUGCUUAGCAAACUUCCUUUGUAAAAUUUUGUUCUCUUUUCUUUGCUUCUUGGGGGGAUGAUGAAGGCCUUUUCAGUUGCCUAUUAGUAUACAAAAUUGUCAAUCUCCACUUCAGUAUGUGACCUUUAAAAUUUUUCUAUUAUCAGCUAUUUGUCUGAAAAACACGUAUUUUUCUAUUUCAUGGUGAUGUAACAUUAGUCCUAAUUGAAGAACUAGUAUUUAAACUUAAUAUUUAUAAAGAUGACAAAUCAAAGAGUUUAUUUAUUUUUAAAUUUUUUAUUUAAAAGGAUAUUCAGUUUUUAAUUAUUUUCACCCCUCAGAAUGUGUGUAAAGAAGGCAUUAUUAACAAAUUUGUAUUUGUCUCCUUUUCCUCUUCAAAGAUACUUAAAAUGAUAUAACUAGAAAGUUUUGGCAAGUUUUUUUUUUUUUUCAUUUUUUAUUUUUUGAUUCUUUUGAGACAGGGUCUUGCUGUGUAGUUCAGACU